UAUUGUCGCAGUAUAUCGCAGAUGCCAGGUGCUUAUUGUAAUUUUUAGGUUACCUAACCUCAAAAAUGUUUAAAUUCUCUAAAAUCUUGGUAAAUUGUACCAAAAAUAGCGGAAGACUACCAUCUAUAUCAAGAAUAAACUUAUCUUCAUCUCCAGUUGUCGCCGAAGUUAAAAAUCCAGAGGGGGAAGAUGUUCCAAGAUCCACUGUUGCAAAGUCAAAUUUAAACCAAAAAACCCAGCAUAGUAUGGUAGCUACAGCUUUUGCUUCGUUAAAUUCAGAAAAUGUUAACAAAAUUAACAAUGAAAUAAAUACACCACACACAGAUACUAAAAUUGCAAGUGCUAAAACCAUUGAUGAAAUUUUGUCCAUAUCGGAGGGGAAUGGUGUUUCUCGAAAACAUGCUUUAAAGGUUGUGUCUGUCCUGGCAGAAUGGACAUCUUCAGGAAAAGUUGCUUUAAAUGAAUUUGAAGCGGAUCCACGUUUCAUAAGAUUAUGUAAAAUUUUGACGAAAAACGCAAAUACCAAACCAAAUAAAUACGACAUUCCUUCUAGAAGCGAAGAUUUGUCCACCAUUUUAAAUGUAACAGCUGACGAUGAAGCUGCAAGGCUUGUAUCAAGCAUAACUUUACCACAAAUGGUAAAGGUAAUGACCACCUUAUCUCAAAAGAAAAGAAGGUCUACCCUAUUAUUAAGGGCACUUGCAUAUAAUAUUACAGCAAGUGCUGAUAAGUUAGAUUUAAAGAAGAGCGCAGAUUUGUUGUUUAGUAUAUCAAAUUUAAACUUUCCGGAUGAAAAUUUACUGAGCAAAAUUUCAAACGAUGUUGUUGCUGAAUUGGAAGGAAACAUUCAGAAAAGCGCUGUUAUUGGGUCUAUUUUGACUAGUGUAGGACUUUUAAAAUAUAAAAAUGUUGUUCUUUUAGAUGCUCUGAGUGAAUGGAUUUUAAAACAGCAUUCAAUUUGCAGACCGCAAGAUGUAUUUAGUCUUUUUAUGACUCUAGCAGUUUUAAAUCACAUCCCUUCAAAUUCUGAUAAAUUAUUUGAGGUUUUAAUCCCCCAAUUAAAUCAAUCAGAAGCUGGUAAACCCUUAAUUUGGCUUGAUAUUGUUUGGUCUUUGGUUUUGUUAAACCAAGCUACUAUAGAACAUAUUUCCAGUGUUUUAAAUGAAAGUUUCAUUAAACUAAUUGAAGAAGAAAAUACUUUGAGCCUGUCAGCAAAACUAAAACUUCUUAACAUUAACGGACAUGCCAGGGUUGUCGUUCCCAAUUACAAGGGUCCAACCUUGCCAGAUGGUUCAGAAAUUAUUAAUACUGUUAUUUUAAGAUCAAAGGAAAAGAAAUACAUGGUUGACUCAGUGGUAGAUACCUUAAAAAAUUUAAUUAGAUCUGAGGAUAAUCUUGGAACCAAUGUAAAUACUGGAUUUGGUUUUAAUAUUGAUGCUGAAUUUGUAUUAGACAAAAAAUGCAACCCAUUACCUUUAAAUGAUAAAACCAACAAAGAAGCUAAAAAGAUUGCUUUAAUGGCUUACGAUUUCUAUGACAUGAGUAAAGGUAGAGUAGAACCAACAGGCGUUAAUGUUUUAGCAUCAAAUUUCUUAAAAGCACAAGGUUACAAAGUUUUAUCUGUCCCCUUUACAGAAUUUAAAUGUAGGGAUAAAUUAGUGCACCGAGUUAAGUAUAUUGAAAGUAAACUAAAAGAAAUUGUAAAUAAUUAAUAGUUUUAUUAUAUAUGUAACAUAAUUUAUUACUAUAAAUUGUUUUAUUUAACAAAACACUACGUAAAAAUUGUUUUACUAUGAA
This is a messenger RNA of Brassicogethes aeneus, 1797 nucleotides long. Lineage: Eukaryota; Metazoa; Arthropoda; Insecta; Coleoptera; Nitidulidae. The record is from the annotation of a GenBank genome assembly.